Messenger RNA from Aspergillus pseudotamarii, 903 nucleotides. RefSeq lists its product as uncharacterized. The coding region runs from base 1 to 903 and encodes 300 amino acids. The record is from RefSeq and is a predicted model, not a curated record. The transcript has 2 exons. NCBI's taxonomy places the organism in Eukaryota, Fungi, Ascomycota, Eurotiomycetes, Eurotiales, Aspergillaceae.
AUGGACUCGAGUCAACCAGCCUUGCCGGAGCCAUCUUUAUUGGAGAUAUUUCGGUUCCAGUGCCCUAAUGUCUACUUCAAGAGUUCACCCAGUGAUAUGCCUAUCGGGGGGAUAAAUGUCAUUGAAUCUGCGAAUGACCUUAUUGAUAGCCGAGCGCCUGGCUUCCUUCGAAUUUCCCUCCCAAGCUGGGAAAACUAUGGCCUUUUCUCCAAUUCACCCUUGCCAUAUGGAUCUGAGGGAAAGCCCCGAAAUGAGUACGAUACUCUGUAUCCUCUGGCUCAUUUGCGUAUGGCCCAGGAAGUUUACUUACGUCUUUUUCAAAUUGUUCAAUAUCUUCAUGUUAUCAGGCGUAUGCAUCUGCUGAAGCUUGAAAGAGUGCGAGGUCAAAGAAUCUCUCAGAAGCGAGGUCAACGCGUUGAUGGCCUUGCCAUCAACCUUACGCUGGCCGAAAUGUACAGUGAUUGGGAGACAGUCGAAGAGGAGUUACGUUCUGUGAGAAAACUACAGUUUCGAAAAGAAAACAGGCUGGCUAGAAGAUGGCUAUUGGUGGCGACUCGGCUCUCCUUUGGCGCGCUUCUGAUCUGUUCCAAGAAGCUCGAACGAGAAAUAAACAACAAUCAUACUAAAGAAAGCCAACUCAUCGCUCGGGCUACGAACAUUGCCAAUGAUUUUCCGGAUAUUGUUGAAACUUACCAGCAUCUUAACCUGACGGCAAUGUGUUUGUUAAACCAGAGGCCGAUAUCGCAUACGACUAACAUUGACUUAAUCGUCAACCGGGUAGAUGCGCACCUUAAAACAGCAGGAUCAGCGGAAACCACCCCUGUGGAGUUCCCAUUUUCCACAUACCCCGAGGAGGAAAGCAAUAGCGAAUCGCCACUUAGCAACGCUGCUAGCAACCCUUGA